This is a messenger RNA of Penicillium atrosanguineum, 1389 nucleotides long. RefSeq lists its product as uncharacterized. Lineage: Eukaryota; Fungi; Ascomycota; Eurotiomycetes; Eurotiales; Aspergillaceae. The transcript has 4 exons. Gene Ontology annotation, cellular component: nucleus. Gene Ontology annotation, molecular function: DNA-binding transcription factor activity; transcription cis-regulatory region binding. Gene Ontology annotation, biological process: positive regulation of transcription by RNA polymerase II. The coding region runs from base 1 to 1389 and encodes 462 amino acids. The record is from RefSeq and is a predicted model, not a curated record.
AUGUCGCCGACGACGAGUAAAAUGCGACAAAUCACUGCCCGGUUGCCGGAAGUGCGCCCGUUCGCAGCGGCCAUGUCUAGGGUACAGCAAAGAGAAACCCUUACGAUGGACGAACAGCGUGGCAAGCCGGGACUGCUUAUUGAUCCGUCCCUGCAGGAUCUGUCUCCUUCCACGCGGGACUAUAUUGCUUACUUUGAGCAAGAGUGCUCCCAGGACUGCGUUAUACACAACGUGGAACCAGCAAACCCUUUCAAAGAGUUCAUGCGCCUUAUCCCAUCAUGUCCUGGGUUUCGUGAUGCCGUUGUCUCUGUUGCUGCUUUACAUCGAGCCCAACGGGUGAGCUCAAGUAUCCUGACUACAGAAGACGUGAAUGGUAUGAUGCUACCGAAUAGUUCUCCGGAGUCACAAGCUGCAAAGCAGCUGCAACAGUCGCCCGAUUACUAUAACGCACUUCGCCACAAGCAGAGAACCUUGGCUUUCUUGAGAAAAGAAAGCGAGGAAGGCUUCAUGAAUCAGCUAGAUGGUACCAUUGCCACGAUCAUCUUGUCUACCUGGUUUGAAACUAUGGAUUCUGGAAGAGAAUCAUGGAAAUAUCAUCUACUCGGGCUUAGGGAGCUCGUGCAAAGAUGUGGCUUUUCUGCCAUUCAAUCUGGACGUGGAAGUCUUGCGGCUUCUAUACCUCAAGUUUAUGAGUACUUUGACACAACUUACGCUAUAUUUGAAAUCAUCGGCUCGACAUUUGUUGAAGCCAAACAACCGUAUCGACCACUAUUCACCACAAUCCCAAUGCUUGAAGUUUUGAAACGAUCUGAGACUCAAACCUGGGUCGGGUGUCCUGCAGAUCUUCUAUUCGUGCUUCUGCUCGUGAACUCAGCUUCUUCAAGACCGGCCGAGGACAAACAAGAGCUAUUGUGCAAUACUUUAAGUCUCAUCCGAGGCUUUUCGCCCAUGAACUGGGCGCUCACAACCACACAUUCUUGCCACGUGAAAUCACGGUACCAUCUUGCCUCACUCUACCAGGCAGCUGUGGAGAUAUACGCGCGGCAGAUAUUUUCCAUGUCAACAGGGCAAUAUUGCUUAACUCAGGAGGGACCCGCCAAUUCGAUCGAUUCUCUCAUGCUCAACUUCCAAGCCAUUGACCGACAGGAUACCCAUUUCAAGAGUUUAAUAUGGCCUGCAUUCGUGAUCGGUGCUGAAAUGCAAACGGAAAACCAAAGGGCUAUGAUAGCGGAAGUCUUUGCACAUCUAUGGAAAUUAUGGUGUUGCCCUAAUGUCGCGAGCGCGUUCGAAGUGCUGGAGAAGAUUUGGGCCCGGCGUUCCGCCGAGGGAACACCGAGGCCUUGGAUUGAAUACGUUUACGAAUGGGGCGAGGACUGGAUUUUCCUGUAA